GAUUCGCAAGCUGUGAAGACGAAAAAGUCGGAAGCAACAGCAACAGCAGCAGAAGUAGAAUCCGAAUCCGAAUCGACAAGCAACAGUUGGGAGAACGAAUCAUCGUGAACGCAGCAAUGGAAAAAGGCAAAAUCGAAAACGAGCAGCCGCCAAGCUAUGGUGAUUUGGCGAGUGCUCCAACAAUGCUACCACCACAGCAAAUGCCACAGCCAAUGCCGCAGCAAAUGCCGCAGCAAAUGCCGCAAGUAAUGCCACAAGGAAUGAUGCAACCGAUGCCACAAGGAAUGCCACCACAACAAACCAUCUUUCCCAUGCAGCAACAACCUGUUUACAUUCAGGCACCAGCACCAAAUUAUUUGGGCGGCAUGCCGACGAUGGUAACGUGCCCCUCGUGCCACGCUCAUCAGCAGAGCGUGGUCAGAUAUGACCCCAACACGAAGACACAUUUGAUGGCGCUCCUUAUUUGUAUCUUGGGGAUGUUCAGUGGAAUUUGUUGCUGUUGCAUUCCCUACUGUAUGGACUCCUGCCAGAGUGCCGUACAUCAUUGCCGCAACUGCGGCGCCUAUAUUGGCACCUACCAAAACUAAAUGAAUGUGAAAUGUGAACCAAAAACAUAACCACAAAACCAAUUUAAUGUGCUUUUAAUGGACACACUCUCUCGGACAAAAGUUCAACGAAUGACAAGAGUGAUAUUAUUGCGGUCAAUUAAUGCCGCAAUUUCUUAUUAAAGUCACAAAGUUUCAUAUACCGAAUGAACUCAAGAUAAACAAAAAACAAGUUUUACGAUCAAAUCAAUAAUAAUAGCAAACACCAAAAACAAAGGAAACCCAAACAAAAACACUCAUUUCUAUGUGAAGCACAACGAAUUAUUACAAACUGUAAUCAAAAAAAAUAAAUAAAAUAUGAAAUGUAUUAAUAUUAUUUGCUAUGUUUUAUGCUA
Messenger RNA from Drosophila nasuta, 940 nucleotides. Its product is annotated as lipopolysaccharide-induced tumor necrosis factor-alpha factor homolog. Bases 117 to 587 code for a protein of 156 amino acids. The record is from RefSeq and is a predicted model, not a curated record. Lineage: Eukaryota; Metazoa; Arthropoda; Insecta; Diptera; Drosophilidae. The transcript has 3 exons. Gene Ontology annotation, molecular function: zinc ion binding.